Molecule: messenger RNA, 195 nt
Organism: Coprinopsis cinerea okayama7#130
Lineage: Eukaryota; Fungi; Basidiomycota; Agaricomycetes; Agaricales; Psathyrellaceae
Exons: 3
Coding region: 1-195 (64 amino acids)
Source: RefSeq, a predicted model, not a curated record
AUGUUAUUAAAUACGACAUCUCAAUUUGACCAGGAAGAAGAUGAGGAACUUCCUAUCAAGUUCUCGGUCUUGGACGCGGGAUCGGUUUCUAUGCGUUCAGCCGCGAGUGAGGCCAGCCGAGGCUUCGCUUCGGAUUCCGAUGAGGGGAUGUUAGACUCGGAGGAGGAGGAGGGUGUCGCGAAGAGCGAACACUAA